Molecule: messenger RNA, 8356 nt
Organism: Drosophila subpulchrella
Lineage: Eukaryota; Metazoa; Arthropoda; Insecta; Diptera; Drosophilidae
Exons: 20
Coding region: 10-8301 (2763 amino acids)
Molecular function (GO): protein binding
Source: RefSeq, a predicted model, not a curated record
AAUACCAAAAUGACUACGGCUACGAGUUUACCCAGAGUUCCCGAGGGUCUGCGGGACCUAAUGAAGGUGUAUACCAAGGAGGUGUUACGUGAAAAACCGGCUGACUUGUAUGGAUUUUCUGCCAAUUUUUUCAACGUGAUUGUUGGCGAAAAAUCACAGAAAGCGGUGCGAAAAUACGAACCGGUGCAAACUUAUGAAACCAUCAUGAAAAACCGCAUUCGUCAGCAGGUUCCCUUGUCACUUGUGUUCAAUAUAAUCCCCGAAAAGCUGACUGAUCUAAUAAAGCAAUUUAUAAAGGCAGUUCUAAGGGAAAAACCUGAGAAUAUUUACAUAUUCGCACAGGAAUACUUUGAUAGAAUGUCCAAGGAAAAAUCGGGACGAAUUGAGUACACCAAGUAUUCGACUUAUGAAAAGUCAUUGAAGGACAAGGAAACCGUAACUCCUGGAUCGAAGGUAACCUGUGAAUGUGGAAGAAUACUGAGUGGAAAAACCAAGGAUGUGGAAAACAGAUAUACGGAUACCAAAUUAGCUGAGGCAGACCAGAGAACAUUUUCAAGCAGAAUAACUUAUUUGCAAUCGGUCGUUAUUAUUCAAAGACGAAUUCGCCAAUUUCUCAAGGAGCGCAAAAUAGGUCGCGAUAAGGAUAAUUGCAAUAGCUUGGAAUAUGUGACAGCAAUACUCUUGAUUCAAAGACAAGUUCGUCGCUUAUUGGCUAAGAAGCGAGUUGAAGAACUUAAAAAUGCACGUGACGUCCGAAAGCCGAAUGCUAAAUUUAACACUGGCGACUAUAUGAAAGCCGUUGUCGUCAUUCAGCGACAUUAUCGCAUAUAUUUGAGAAAAAAGCAGGAGCAAAAUCGAUUGAAAAACGACCCAGUAUCCUUAGUAACAGCCGCCAUCAUAAUCCAGAGGGCCUUCAGAAGGAUGGUGGCCUUACAAAGGGCCAAAAGGAAUACUUCUUCGGCCACCGAUCAGGCCGAGGAACUCAAUGACAAUGCCUCCGAGACAGGGUCCUACACAUCCGUCUCCACCGCACUCCUUUCCACGGAAUCCACCGAACUGGGAAUGGCCACUUACGAGGAAAGAGUCCAUCAAAAAAUAAUCCACGAGGACGAGGAAGUGGAGAACAAUAAUGUUGAUGCCGGCCUUGAGAAGGAGUUUUUGGCAGAGCCCAUUAAAGGCCAAGAAAAAUCAAUACAUCUGCGAAAAAGCGAAAUUCUUAGCGGUGCUUUAAUCGAAACUAUGAUUCGCAAACCUAGCUUGGAAAAUCUUAAGGAUUUCCAUAGUGAAUCAAAAGAUUUCGAAGCGGAUUUGGAAAUUGAAGCCGACAAAAAUGAAAUUAGUCAAGAUCUAGAACCUGAAAUUAAAAAUAUUAAAGAAAGCCCAGAUCUAGAAUCGAUACCUCAAGCAGAACUGAAAGCUGAAAAGAAAAGUGAAGAGCUCGAUUCGGAAUCUACAACUAAACAGGACAGCUUGGAUGCUGAAUCUGAAGGCCAAGAUGAGAUUAAAAUAGAAUCCGACACACAGAAUCUAGAAAUCAAAAAUGAGAGUGAAAUUGUUACAGAAAACUUGAGCAAAGAUGUCAUAGAUCAAGAAACCGGCGAAUUUAUAGAGAGUGAGUUACCUAACAACAUUGAGAAAAAAGAAAGUGAUGACGGAAAAGACAAUGAUAAGAAAGAGGAUACCGAUACUCCUGAUGAUGGGCAUAAUGAGGAACAUGAAGCCCCCGUUAUUGUGUCCAAUGAAAUAAUUCCAUCCCCCAAAGUUAUGAAAUCCGAAAGCCAAGAGACUCCAAUUAAAAAUGAAGUUACUCCCACGGUUUCGAUUGAAAUAGAGCACGUAGACGAUAUUUCAGAAGAUUCCCCUCCAAAUUUUCAAGGUUCUAAUGUUGAUUCAGCUAAGGAUUCAAGUGAAGGCAACUCAAAGGAACAAGAGUCUACAAAUUUAUCCAAUGUGGAAAUAGAUAGCUCAACAACGGUUUUAGUCAAUCAUAAUCGAGAAACUCGUGAGCAAGAGUCUCCUAUGGAAACAUCAGACGAUACAAUUUUGGAAACAUCUGCUGAUGCUGUAACCGGAAUUGAAGAAAAUAAGUCUACAAUUGAAGAUGAAAUUAAUCCGAAGCCUAGAGAAAAAAGAAGCAUUGAAGACGAUAAGUUGGUUAAUUCCAAUUUGGAAACCACCAACCAGACAAUUAUAAAAGAAGAUAUCAUUCCCAUAGUCAAGUCAGAAAUAAAACCUAUUAAUCAAGAGGAAAUUCAGAUAAGCAAUGACCAAGAAUUGAAAGAUGAAAUAAUUUCAAGCAGCGCAGAAAAGAAUAAUGUACAAGAACCAUUGGAAGCAGUUGCUGAGCCAUCAGUUCAAGAAAUCACUGCGGAUUCCCAAAUUGAAGAAACCAUUACUGAGAAUAAGGGAGAUUCUGAAGAAAGCAAAGAUGUUGUGAAACCUAAUAGUCAACCUGAGGAUGAACCUGAUAUUACAAGUGGUGGAGAUGCAUCUGACUUAUCAAAAAAUGAGAGAAAAGAGGUAUCAGCUGAUGACUUGAAACUAACUGAAACAGACGUUAAACUGCAUCCCGAAACUAAUCGUUUGAAAGAAAAUCUUGAAAGCAGCACAGAUGAACCGAACCAUGCAGUUGAAAAAGUCCCAACUGAGGAUGCAUCAGAAGAAACACAAAUUAUACAGAAACUGUCAGAACAGGAAACCAUACCAAUUGGAUCUGACAGUUUGGAAACUGAAGAAACGGUUCCAUCUCAUGGCAACAUUAAUAAAGAUAAGUCUGGAGAAUCCAAUGAUGAUUUCCAUAAUUUUGAUGUCUUCACCGAAGGAACGGAUCUAAAAGAAAAGGAAAAUUUAUCAGGUUCUUCAAGAACCAAAGGAUGUACUGGUGAGGCCGCUUCUAGUGAUAUAAAUGACAGCAUGGGAGAGAGUAUAUUAAUAGCAAGCACCUCACUAGAAGAUCCAUCCGUGGAACACGAACUUGAAAGUCCCAAGCAAGUUGUUUCUGAAGGAUAUGAUUCCCUUAAAAAUAUCAUGGAUGACAUAAGUUCCAGUGCUAGAGAGCUCCAGCAAAUUAUAAAAACUAGUAAUAUACCAACUGAGAGAUUACAAAGUUCACAAGCUGAAGACCAAGACCAAGAAACUUUACUAAUCAACUCUGAAUCAAAGAAAGUUGAAAUUAAAAAAUUAGAGGACGAUCCUGAUGUAUUAAGUAAAAUAAAAUCGGAAGAAGCAAUCACACCAACUGAGGACCAACAAUCCGGUAAAGAAACUUUAACAAUCAACUCCGAAACAAUGAAAGAUCAAAAUCCUAAAUUAGAGGAAGAUCCUGUGCAACUAGUUAAAGUAUUGACUGAAGGAUCAAAAAGUUCACAGGCUGAGGACCAACAAUCCGAUUAUGAAACUUUAACAGUCAACUCAGAGUCUAAGCCUGUUGAAGAUAGUAAUAUAGAAGGUGAAUCUUUAAAAAUCAACUCAGGCUCUAAGCCUGUUGAAGAUAGCAAUCUUGAAGUCGAAUCUGCUGAUUUAACUACCUUAUUAACGAAAGGAUCGGAAACUUCCCAAAUUGAAACUGAACAAUCGGAUAAGGAAGAUAUACCAACUAAGUCGGAAUCUGUGCAAGCUGAAGAUAGUAACAUAGUAAAGGAUUGUAAGAAACUAAAUAGUAUUCAUAUUGAGGAUUCAGAAGCAUUAAAUACUAAGGACAGAAAACCAAAUUCUGAUGAUGAAAGGACUGAAAGCACGGAAAAAGUAUUGUCAUCUUCACAAGAUGACAGAUCUCCGAGUGCAAUAGGUGAUAGUCCUAAAAGUGAAGAGGAGGAUCUGGAAUUUCCAACAGAGGGUAAAGUUAAAGACAUCUCUGGGAGAGACAAACUCUUAAAUUCUGUUGAUCAAAGAAUUGAAAGCAUGGAAAAAGCUGUAUCAGCUUUACCAGAUAAAAAUUCUUCGAGUACAAUUAAAGAUGGUCUGAAAAGUGGAGAUGAUGUUGAAUAUCCAACAAAGGGUCAUGGUAAGGAAAUGUCCGUGGCAGACACCGCCAUUGCAGUUAUGGAAUUAUCUCCUGAGAACAAAACCGAAGCUAUAAAUGCCCCAGAAUCGGAGGGCACAGAAGCUGAAGAUAAUUCUGCCAACGAAUCUGCAGUACCACCUACUCUUGCAGCUGAUAAAGAUAAACCAGACUCUGAUGUGGAGAAAGAUAUAAAAGACGAAUGCCCGACAGCCGUCCUAGGCAUAGUUGAUUCUUUAGAUCAUCUAACCAAAACUAGCGAAACCGAAACAUUACCUUUGGAAAAACAAGAAAGCUCUACAGAAAUGGAAAGCAAAUCUGCCGUAGUUGAGGAUAAAGACACUGCGGAAUCGAAAACCAAAAACGACUCACCUGUUCCCUCAAAUCCCGAACAGAAAAACUCUUCAUUGCUUGUAUCUAAUCAAUUAAUUGGCACCCAAAAUUUACCUACUAACCAUAUUGAGAUUGAAAAGAACACCAAGAAGUUAUCUAACCCUAUUGUAAAAGAAAAAGAUAUUGGCACCUUAACGUCGGGGCGUCUUGUACCCACACCCAUUGCUGAGUUGCAGCUCAAGUCAUUUAAAAAUCCCAACGACGAUGGCGCCUGGUAUGAUAUUUAUGUGGAGCCCAAGGCGACUUCUGAUAAGGAUUUGGGAAAAAUUGCAACGUCGAAUGAAUCCAAGAAACCUGAUACGGACCAACAAACAGCCUCAGUUGUAGAUGAGCCUAUUAUUGUCUCGGAAAGAACUCCAAGUUACUAUACCCCCAAAGAAAUCAUAGAAACCGCUGCACCAAAAGCUAAGAACUCCCUUUCAUUUUUUGUUUCAUUCGAUUCGGAUGAUGGAAAACCCAAAUACAAAAUACCCAAAAGGUUUAGAGAUCAAUCAAAAACAAACACUGUUAAGGAAGUGAAGAAUACCGAAGAUAUCCCAUCCGAUUCUGAUAAUGAUUCUAAUGAAGAGGAAAUUGAAGUUAUCGAAGUAUCGGAGGGCGAUCCCGAGUACCAACAUACGGGUGGCAGCAAAUUACAAACCAUUUUGGAACUUGAUAAUGAAAGUGAGCAGCCCAAUGAUUUACAUAGUCAAAGCCACGCUUUAGAACCAAACGAAAUAAUUGAUACAGUCGAAGAUAAUCUGGAAAAAACAAAAGCCUUAUAUAGUAAUACUGAGUAUUAUGAAGAAGCCUAUAAAACAGAAAUUUUAACUAUAACAAGAUCUGUACGGAUCAUAGAAAGAGCUUACCAAAGGUUUAAGAAUAGUGGUUCAGUAGAGAGCAAUGAAUCGGAUUUGGAAAAGCAGAAUAGGGCUGCUAAAAUAAUACAAAAGUGGGUUCGGGACUCGUUAAGGGAAAAGUCAUUGAGAGUUUCCUCAGGUGUUUCUAAAAAAUGUAAAGAAAAUAAUGCUGCGAAGAAAAUUCAAAGAGCCUAUAGAAGGUAUGCUGUAAAAACUAAUGAAAUAAAAUCUGCAAAUCUUGAGUCUCAAGAAAGGACUAAAAAAGAAGAAAUUGCUGCACUCGUUAUCCAAAAAGCAUUUAGGCUUUAUUCUCAAAGAAAAUAUCUUGAAUUUAACAAAAAUAUGUCCACAGAUGAUACAGAACUGGAGCAAAAUAAUGCUGCAAAGAAAAUUCAGAGGGCUUACAGAAGGUAUCUCCAAUUAUCCGAUAAACCAGAAAAGUCACAAGGACUUCAAGAAGUUGAACAUCUAGUGGAACCUAAGAAAAGUCCAAGUGAUUCUAUAAUAUUAUCUAAUGAAACAGAAUUAAUUAGUGAAUUUCAGUCAAAAGAACUACAAGAUAUUGAGAAACCUUUGGAGGUCAGUAUGAACUCAAUUAACACUUUAAAAUCAACCGACAACAAAGAAACUAUAAAUGAAUUCCAAACAGAAGAACUCCAAAAUAUGAAAAAAGUAGAAGAAAUCAUUUCAAAUCCAAUUCACAUGUCAAGAUUAGCUGAAGAACCAAGACGAAUAAAAGAAAUAAAGAAUGAUGAAAUCCUUUCGAAUAUUAGUUCAACUUCAAUUGAUUUGUUACAAUCGUCGAGUCAAUCAGAAAUUAUAUCUGAUUUGGAGUCCGAAGAGCUACAGGAAAUAAAGAGUCCUGAAAAGGCUAAUUCAAGCCCAGUUCAUACUUUAAAAUCAGCUGAUAAGCAAGAAAUUAUAAACAAUGUAAAGAGAGAAGAAUUCCAAGACAUAGAGAAACCCGACGAACCUGAAACUUCAAUUCAACCGGAAAUCCUAACUAAAUCAAUAAAAGAUGAGCUUCAAACAAGUCCCGUUCAUCCAAUAAAAUAUGAUUUUGAUGGAAAGUCCAGUGCAGCUCUAAUAAUACAAAGAGCUUUCAGACAAUAUAUGGAAAGAAGAAAGCUUGAAAAUUUCGAUGAGAGCUCCUUUGACUCGAUUACCAGCUCACGAAUAACGGCGAUAGAAACCUCCAACUAUCCAACUGCAGGUACCACACCAUCAGAAAGUUUGCCUCAAGAAGCCACCGAAGACGCAGGCGAAGAUGCUUCGGAGAUUCAACCGAAGUCCGAGUGGUUUGUGGGGUCAACUCGCAUAGUACCAAGCCAGGGAGUCGUUGAAGAACCUCUUGGGUUAGAAACCGAUCCGGAUCCAGCCGCAAUCACAAGUAAAACUGAGCUCGACACCAGCACGCAAGUAGAAUCAGUUGAAACAGUAGAUAGAACGCAUGGCUAUGGCUCGCUUGAAUCAAAAUUAAAUACUGGUAUUAUCAGUUCUGAAAUCGAUGAGAGUCUAGGCGUUACAUCUGAAAAGGAUAAUGCAGUCUCUUCUGGUUUAGCAGGUUUAACAGAGGCGUCUGAAGCUGGUCGUGAUUCGGUGGAGGAUCCACUACUCCUAUCACAAUCCGAUUUUGGGGGUAUCGUACAGUCUCUAGAUAUUGCUUCAACUCAAGAACUGGUUAAUAGUUUUCUGGAGAAUGAGAUUGAGUAUUCGUCCAACCAAGGACCAUUUCCAAGCGCUAGCCUUCUUCAAGAGGUUGUAGAGGAACCCUGUAUAAAGAAGUCCGCUUCACUGGUUAGUCUUUCCGAAGUCGAAUCAGAGCCCGAUGUGGCUAGUCAAAAAGCGGAAAAUACGGAUUCUUCAAUGUCCGAAAUUACUGGUUUAGAUACGCUAUCCGCAGAUACAAUCGACAAGGCAACCGUUAAGUUGUCCAAGCCAGAUGAAGUAAUUGAAAAAAUGUCUCUGCUCCGAGACUCCAAGUCCCACGAGAGAGUUUCCUCCGCAGAUCCCAGUUUUGAUGAGCCCGUAGUGCGGCCCAUCAGCUCCCUUCAAGAGCAAUCUAGCAUGGAUAUCGAGGAUGGAGAUAUCAUCGUAUACAAUCGAUUGCAGAGGGACGAAACAAGGGAAAGCUCUGCUCAGAGCGAUUCCGUGGUCUUCGGCGAGGCAGAAUCCGACAAAAUCCAGGAAAGGGAUUUGCUCAAUGAAGAAGAAUCCGGAAGAGUGCAUUUAAUGAGGCACUAUACCAUCGCAGGUGAUGAUCCGCGUGGCCUAUUCAGAUCUGUGACUAUUGAUGAUGCUCUUAAUUAUGUCGAGAUUGGAGAAAAUGGUAUGGGCAUUAACAGCACGAAUAGUUUCUGUUUGGACGAUGAAACCUCGGAGAACAUUCGCAAGAAAAUGAUGGCCUACUCGCUUUCUGAAACGGACUCGGAUUACUUUGAUCCGAGGAAGGGCAGCAAAGAGGAUUUUGACAUAGAUACGGCCAUGGCAGAUGCCAUGGGCACAUCCACUGAAACGGAGUCCACCAUUGUUUCGGCCGCCACAAAGAUCCAGGCGGGAGCACGGGGAUUCCUUACCAGGCGAAGAUUGAGACGGGCAAGUGCCGGAACAAAGUCAUCCACUCUGGACACCAAGGCGUCCUUCGGCAACGAGGCGAUCAGCGAGUCCCUGGAACGUUUCAUCGAGGAGGAAGCGGCUAAGAAGAUUCAGACCGCCUAUCGGAUGCACACCCGAAAACGCAAGGGUCACCGGAAGAUGGAAGGCAUAAGCCUGGAGAGCAAUCUGGCCGCCAGGCGUCAGAAGUUGCAGCGCGGGGAUGCCCUUCGAAAUGAUUCUACCCCCGAUGAUGAAAAUAGUGUGAACAGCAGUGGGGGCCAGACUCAAAAAAGCUCAAAAUCAGGGAGAAGCAAAACAGUUGGUGAGACAAAGUCAAAACCCGACAUGGAAUUAAGGUGGCUAAAGAUGAGGCAGAAUUCAAUGCCCGUACAAAUUGAUUGCGAAGUUUUCCGAGUAAUACCCAAGCAUAUGCGAAAACGUAUAAAAAGCGCCGAGGCGAACAAAAGAAAAUAAAAUUCACGAGUCUAUAAGUAUCAUCGCUGAACUAUAUCUAAAUAAAACAUAUAUU